CUCUUGAGCAAAUCAUAAUGUACAUUUAUGAAGCAAACAGGAAAAUAAGCCUGGUGGGAGGGGUGUAGAGAAAUACAGUUUGUUCCUUGUCUCCUUGUGACAUACUCACUAUGCCAUACUCAGAAGUUCAGCGAAGACACCACAAUGACUGAUCCAAACUCGUCUGCCUUUUCCUUUGACUUUAGCUCUAUUUAUGACGCGCUCAACUUCACUUACAAUGACUCAAGUGAGUUUUACGUCGACCCUGCCACCCAGCCGUGCAGCACCUUCUCCAUCCCAGAUGCUGUGAUGGUUGUUGUCUGUAUAUUUUACAUCCUGAUCUUUCUGUUGGCAAUACCUGGAAAUCUGGUCGUGGGACUGGUGAUCAGUCAUAGCAAGCAGUCCCUGCCUCCAUCUGACCUCUACCUUCUUCACCUGGUAAUUGCAGACCUCCUACUGGCCAUUACCCUCCCAUUCUGGGCCACCUCUGUUACACAGGGCUGGGUGUUUGGAGACGCCAUGUGCAAAGUAGUUACUAUCCUCCAAGAGCUGAGCUUCUACUCCAGCAUUCUCUUCCUGACGUGCAUCAGUAUAGACCGUUACAUGGUGAUUGUACGAGCUAUGGAGGCCCGCAAGGCCAACCGACAGCUGGUCAGCUGGGGAGUUUGUGCUGCUGUCUGGGCUGUUGGAGCGUUUCUGUCCCUGCCAGGUUUCUUCAGUUCUUCUUUUUCGUCUCAAAACUCCAGUCACAUAGUGUGUGCUGAACAAUAUGAUGCCAACAGUGCUAACGAGUGGAGGCUGGCCACCAGAAUUUUUCGCCAUGCAUUGGGUUUUUUUAUCCCCUUGGCCAUUAUGCUCCCCUGUUAUGGAACAACUAUCCAGCGCCUCCUUCACAUCCGUGGGGGGUUUCAGCGGCAACGUGCCAUGAGAGUGAUCGUGUUCGUGGUCGUGGCCUUCCUGCUUUGUUGGACUCCGUACCACAUUGCAGUGCUGGCAGACACGUUUAUCAGGGCAAAGAUAGUGCCCUACCAGUGUCCUGCGAGGUUGGCAGUGGACCGGGCUAUGUUUGCUACCCAGAGUCUGGCCCUGCUUCACAGCUGUGUAAACCCAGUGCUGUAUGCGUUUGUUGGUGAGAAAUUCAGGAAGAGGUUCUUGCAGAUGAUGAUGAAGACAGGCCUUGUGGAAAGAGCAUCGGUGUCGAGAAGCAGUAGAUCUUCGCUGUCAUCAGAAAUCACAUCCACAUUCAUGUGAGACCACCAAAUGGCCACUAUCAAAAAGUAUUGUACAUAUUUUUACUAUUGUGUUGCAAGUUUGUAAAGAGUUUUUAAUGCUUUGUUCUUCUUUAUAAUCUUAUUUAACUUAGCUUUCCAGUUUAUAGCAGAAAAAUGCUGCUUAAUGUUAAGCUUUAACCAUUUGUUGUGAGCUAUUGAAAUCCCCUCUCUUUACUUAGCCAUUUCUAGUUUUGAGGAAACUGUGAAAAACCUGUCUGACAAAAUAAAAUUUCAAGUGUCAAAAUAUUUCAACACAAUGACAUUAUGUCACAACUGUUGAUGAACACUUUGACAUGCAGGUGGGAAAUGCUUCAGACUUUGAAAUACAAGUCAGUGUUAGGUGGUGAAAUAUUUGGCCUCUGCGCAGUCGUUUAGACUGUGUAUGAUACAAAUUUACAGACCACUAUUACUCUCCUUUUUUUGUACUUCAAGCUCAAGAUGCCUAAACUGCAGCAUAAAAAUAAAAAUAACAUGUACCAUGUUGAACUCCAAAUAUGUAUAUUUUUUUUACAGUAAUGAUGUAUUACAAUCAUUUUUCAAGACAGCUGGCUGUCAUUCGCAUGCAAAACAAUUUGAAGUGUCUGUAUAGUUGAAAUUAUCAUUAAAGUUUAAUAAUAAAUCACAAAAAACAUCCA
Amphiprion ocellaris (clown anemonefish) is the source of this 1885-nucleotide messenger RNA. Its product is annotated as C-X-C chemokine receptor type 1-like. Gene Ontology annotation, biological process: G protein-coupled receptor signaling pathway; immune response; neutrophil chemotaxis. The transcript is spliced from 2 exons. Bases 145 to 1230 code for a protein of 361 amino acids. The record is from RefSeq and is a predicted model, not a curated record. Lineage: Eukaryota; Metazoa; Chordata; Actinopteri; Pomacentridae. Gene Ontology annotation, molecular function: C-X-C chemokine receptor activity. Gene Ontology annotation, cellular component: membrane.